This is a messenger RNA of Bactrocera oleae (olive fruit fly), 10729 nucleotides long. Lineage: Eukaryota; Metazoa; Arthropoda; Insecta; Diptera; Tephritidae. The record is from RefSeq and is a predicted model, not a curated record.
GUUGUGCGCGAGAAGCCGAAUUGAUGAGACGUGAAUAAAUUUUAUUGGACGUGAGUGUAAUUAGUGCUGGCUGAGCUGCUUUUAUAAAAUUCUCUGCAAGUAGUGGUAAAUGGUUACCACUUUUUAGUGCGCUUGGAUUUUUCAACUAUUAACAAAUCAAAUAGUCAAAAUUAAAGUGCAGUGUAUUGAAAUUAAGUUUAGUGAAUAAAUUAAGCAAACAUGUUUAGGAACAAAGUCUGAAUCUGUGAAUAUAACAACACAUUUGGAAAUAGCAGUUUUGUGUGUAUCUUCGCUGCCGAAAAGAUAGCUUUCGUUUUAGCCAGAAAGAAAAACAACAAUUACACACUACGAAGGAUGUGUGAGAAGUCAUCAAUCUUUGUUGAAUAUUAGAAAAUUUUCGGCUCGCGUGCAAAGCUUGCGACUUACAUACUUAUAUUACCGACUGUUACCGACCGCUUUAGUGUUCUAGUGUUUUGUGCUUAAGUGAAUUACAUCUACACCCGUCAUUUAUAUAAUAUAUAUAUUUUUGUUUUUUGGUUUUCAAUUUCAAUUUAGGUUUAAUUUACAAAUAUAUUAAAAUUGCAUAAGUGUACAGUUAUUCCCAAGGACACUCAUUUAGUUCGUACAUGGAGCACUUAGACGGAUUGAAUUAGAUUCAUAUAACACAUACUUUUGUGCAACGUACAUAUAGCAACAUAUACACACAAAUGUCUGUGCUCCUCACGUAACUACAUAUUUGCAUAGACUGAACAUUCCAAACACUGUUCUCUUCCCCCCGAAGGCGAGCGAAUAAAUAAUAACCACAACUACAAACAAGGAACAUCAACGGCAUCCUGCUCGAAUUGCGUGCGGGACCAACAUCUAUAGGCACAUACCUAACCUACACAUCAGACACAUCCAGGAUGGGGCGGCUAACACAAAUGCUGGCCGUCCUGCUGCUGGUAGCUGUUUUAGGCUCCACAAAUGCAGAGAGUAAAAUAAAUUCACCGCCUCGUAUUAUAAAACAACCCCCGACAGAUGAACUGCUUUUCAAAGUCGCAGUACAAAAUAAGGAAAGUGAUAAACCAUUCAUCAUCGAGUGUGAAGCUGAAGGAAAACCAGACCCAAGUUACCGAUGGAUCAAAAACGGCAAGAAAUUCGAUUGGCAAGCAUACGACAAUCGCAUGUUGCAGCAACCCGGUCGUGGUACACUUGUCAUCACAUCACCCAAGGAUGAAGAUAUGGGUCAAUACCAGUGUUUCGCUGAAAACGAAUUCGGUACAGCCACCUCAAAUUCAGUGUUUGUGCGCAAAGCCGAAUUGAAUGCAUUUAAAGAUGAAGUGGCGAAAACAAUCGAAACAAAUGAGGGUGAACCCUUCUCGCUUAGUUGCGAAGCACCCGACGGUUGGCCCAAACCCAUUGUAAAUUGGCUGAUACAACACUCUUUGGAAGGCACCAUUAAAUCGAUCAACAACUCACGCAUGACACUCGAUCCCGAGGGAACACUCUGGUUCUCCAAUGUGACACGUGAAGAUGCUUCGGAAGAUUUCUUCUAUGCCUGUUCAGCUACAUCGGUGUUCCGUAAUGAGUACAAAAUUGGCAAUAAAGUCUUAUUGGAUGUGAAACAGACCGGCAUCAGCGCUGCACUGAACAAACAACAACCCAAACGGCAAUAUGUGACGCGUAAGAACGAAGUUGCAUUGCGUGGCAAACGUGUCGAACUUUACUGUAUUUUCGGUGGUACACCACUUCCUCAAACGGUUUGGUCUAAAAAUGGAGCGCUCAUAGAGUGGAGUGAUAGAAUCACGCAAGGUCAUUAUGGUAAGUCGUUGGUCAUCAGACAGGCGAACUUCGAGGAUGAAGGUUCCUACACUUGUGACGUUUCAAACGGUGUUGGUAAUGCACAAUCGUACUCGAUCAAUCUGAAGAUUUUGGCCACACCUUACUUCACCAAAGAACCAGAGGUACAAAAUGCAGCCGAAGAUGAGGAAGUCACAUUCGAAUGCGCAGCUGCUGGUAAUCCCGAACCCACAAUUCAAUGGAUCCACAAUGGCAAACCGAUUGCACAAUCACCAUCCAAUACACGUCGUACGGUAGAAAGUAAUCGUAUUAUUAUUCGUGAUCUCGUUAAGGCCGAUACUGGUAACUAUGGUUGUAACGCAACCAAUUCGCUUGGCUAUGUCUACAAGGAUGUGUACCUGAAUGUGUUGGCAUUGCCACCAGAGAUACAGGAAGCACCACGGAAGGAAGCCACUGUCGAUGGUAAAAAUGUCACAUUACGUUGUCGUGUCUUCGGUGCGCCCAAACCCCAAGUGAAAUGGAUACAUAAUCAUCAAGAAUUAACUGGUGGACGCUACAACACUUUGCCAUCCGGUGACUUGGAGAUCCAAGAAGUUGCGUUUAGCGAUGAGGGUGACUACACGUGUUACGCAACCAAUAAAUUUGGCAGCAUAUCUGCAAAUGGCACAUUAUUGGUAAUGAAACGCACCAGCAUUAUUCAUGAGCCGCAGAAUUACGAAGUAGCUGCUGGCAAAUCGGCGACAUUCCGUUGUAAUGAAGAGCAUGAUGAAAAACUAGAUCUAGUAAUUGAGUGGUGGAAGGAUGGUCAAGCUAUUGAUUUCGAAUCGGAGGCGCGUUUUAUGAAGACCAACGACAAUUCACUAACCAUACCAAAGACCGUUGAAUUGGAUUCUGGCGAGUACACAUGCGUUGCACGCACCGAAUUGGACGAGGCAUCGGCUAAAGCUAAUCUCAUUGUACAGGAUGUACCCAAUGCGCCGCGUUUAGUUGGCAUCGUGUGCAUGGCUAAUAGGAUUAGAGUCACUUGGGAACCGCAGGGUGACAAUCGCUCACCAAUUCUAUAUUACACCAUCGAAUUCAACACUUCGUUCACACCUGAUUCGUGGGAUAUAUCAUACGAUAAAGUACCAUCUACAGAAACCGCUUUCGUGGUUGACUUAACGCCUUGGUCGAACUAUACCUUCCGUGUGAAAGCCUUCAACAAAAUUGGUCCAUCACCGCCAUCGGACCACAGUGAAUUUUGUACCACACCGCCAGAUGUGCCCUACAAGAAUCCUGAUAAUGUACAAGGCAUGGGUACUGAACCAGAUAACUUGGUAAUUUCUUGGACUCCAAUGCCGGAGAUUGAUCACAACGCGCCAGACUUCCACUACCGCGUCUCUUGGAAACGUGACAUACCAGCUGCCUCGUGGGAGAGUAAAGAUAUAUAUGAUUGGCAGCAGAACAAUUUGGUAAUACCAGAUCAACCAACGUAUGUACCCUACCAAAUUAAAGUGGUAGCUAUAAAUAAACAUGGAGAAGCGAAUGUUGCGCCUACAGAGGUUAUCGGUUAUUCGGGUGAAGAUCGACCUUUGGAAGCUCCUACCAACUUUAGUAUGGUCCAAGUAACCGCUGCCACCACUGCCAUGUUACGUUGGAAUCACGUUAGUCCCGAAUCGGUACGUGGCCGCUUCAAGGGUUACAAGAUUCAAACAUGGACCGAGAAGGAGGGUGAGGAAGCGUUACGCGAAAUACAUGUUGAUGCCAUCUCCGAUCAGGCGCUCGUGACACAAUUCAAACCCGAUUCGAAGAACUUUGCACGUGUGCUUGCCUAUAAUGGACGCUUCAAUGGCCCACCCAGUGUAGUCAUUGACUUUGAUACACCCGAAGGUGUGCCAUCGCCAGUGCAGUCAUUAGAUGCUUACCCCUUGGGUUCAUCCGCUUUCUGGUUGGUUUGGAAGAAACCAUUGCAACCAAAUGGUAAACUGACUGGCUACAAAAUCUAUUAUGAAGAGGUUAAGGGCAGCUAUGUAAGCGAGCGACGUGAACUCGAUCCGCAUAUUAAUGAUCCGCAGAUAACGAGCGCUAAAUUAGCUGGUUUGAAGGCAAACACGAAAUAUAGAAUUUCAAUAACGGCAACCACGAAAAUGGGCGAAGGAUCAGAACAUUUCAUUGAGAAACGCACUUUGCCAGAAGACUCACAGAUGCCUGCUGUACCUGGAUUCAUCGUACAACAAUUGAAAUCCGAGAAUAAUAACGCAAAAUAUCGUGUUAACUGGCAGCCAAGUACCGAAGGACAUGCCGGCACACAUUUUUACACGCAAUACAGAAUUAAAGGCGAGCCAAACUUCAAAACAGAAAAACCCGAAUUCUCUAAAGAUUACCAAGAAAUUGGUGGUCUCAAUCCAGAUAAUGUGUAUGAAUUCCGUGUUGUAUCUGUCGAUGGUGAUCAUGAAACGCCCAGCGAAUUGCGUGAAAUCGUCAUAGAUGGCCCCACCAAAGUGCCCAAUCAGAAUGUGGCGAAUGCUGGCUGGUUCAUUGGCAUGAUGCUGGCGCUGGCCUUCAUCAUUCUACUGUUUAUUAUUAUUUGUAUCAUACGACGCAAUCGUGGUGGCAAAUACGAUGUGCAUGAUCGCGAAUUGGCGAAUGGACGUCGCGACUAUCCGGAUGAAGGCGGAUUCCAUGAAUACUCACAACCAUUGGAUAAUAAGAGCGCUGGACAGCAAUCGGCUCAUUCGGCGAAGCAGCCUGGUGUGGAGAGCGACACCGACUCGAUGGCCGAAUAUGGAGAUGGUGAUACAGCUCAAUUCACCGAGGAUGGUUCCUUCAUUGGUCAAUAUGUGCCGGGUAAGCUGCAACCACCCGUCAGUCCACAACCCAUAAAUAACACGCCAGCAGCGCAUCAGUCGCCAACCGCGCCGCCAGCACCCACACAGGCCGCCACUUCCUCCAAUACCCCUGCAGUGGCCACCUAUGUUUAGGAGCAACAGCCGCAACCGUAAAGGCAUAACGGUAGUAACCAAAGUGCAAGUCAAUGAAAUUGUAGGUCGGACGAGCAGCGAAAUUUUAAUGCGCGACGAGGCUAGAGAGGUUUAAUUUGUAGCGAUUUCAAUUAGGUAAGCGAGUUAAAAAGUGAAAUGACUUUGAUAAGCAAUGAAAAUUUAUCAAAUAUUCAUUUCACUAUAUGUUUGUAAUAGGAAUAACGAUGAGUGGCGGUUUGUGAAUUGUCUUAAGUGAAAUUUUUACGAUUGUUUACUGUCGGAAAAUGUAGAAAGUGGAAAAUUAAAAUACCAUAAUCGAAGGGAAGGAAGGAAGAAAAAUAUAAGAUUUUUAAUGCAAGUAAUAAGAAUAAAUCCAGUAACUGCUUUUUAUGCUGAGUAAAAAUAAAUUUCUUUACUCAGCAACUGAGUGGCAUUUGCAAAGCAAGAGUUCAAAUUUAAUUUUGCUUCGCCUAAAAUGAAUAAUAUUAUAUAUGUACAUACAUAUGCAGAUUGUAGUGCUGCAUUUGUCGUCUUCGAAUAAAUUUAUGUGCUAAUGUGUAUGUUUUACCUAUUAUGUAUAAAAAUAUAUGUACAUUCAGAUUUAUAUAAAAGAAGUAAAAAUAAUUUAACAAAUUCAUGCGAGUAAUGCAUAUUAUUAUCGAUAUUUUGUUUUAUUACUAUUAUGAAUGUGUUAAAGCGAUAUAGAAACUCAAAAAUACAACAGAUUGUUUAUAUUCAAAUUUGUAUUUAAAACUCCUAGAUAAAAAAAAACAAUGUCAGAGAUCAUUUUAUAAAAUAUAAUUUUUUUUAUAUUUUGAUCUAAAUACAAAAUAAAUAUAUUACAUACUAUUUCCACCUUUCAGACAAUUUAAUGAAAAUAACAAUUUUUUCUAUUUCACAAAUAUCAAUUGUAAUCAGUUUUUUAAGGGGGUGAUUUAUUUUUUAAAGUUAAAUAAAUAAAUAAAUAAAAAUAAUUAUUUCAAGAAAUCAUUAAACCGAAUGUACAUGUACAGAAUUCAAUGUCUUUUAACAAUCGGCAAUUCAUUUUGAAACAUUUUGGAUGCUCUUGAUCCCAUAGCCAUGCUCCAGAAGCACCUCCAAAAAAGUGUUUGGCGGUGAGAAAGAUUUUUCAGCUUAAAAAAGUAUUUUUUGUGAAUAAAUUUAUACUUCAGAGUGGCUUAUUGAAAUUAUUUUUUAAAAUAAAAUCUUAUUCCUUCGAUGAUUAUAUCCAAGAAGGUCGUAUGGAAAUUCCAUGUCGUUCGGUCCAGCCGUUUCAGAAACAUUUUUUUCUAACCGGCUCUGAAAGCAGCGUUUCGGAGAAAAGUCGUCUAAAAUUUUGGGAUCCGAUUACAUAUCUUCGAAAAUAUUUGUCUUAUUAACUUCAAAUUUUCAAAGAAUAUUCUCAAAUAUAAGUACAUUCAAUAUAUAUAUUUAUUUAUUUUUUAAUGCAGCACUACAAGCAUUAUAUGUAAGCGGUGAAAGCAACAUUAGCAUUUAUUUACUAAAAAAAAGAAUAAUAAUAAUAAUAAUAUACCCACACCAUAAUAAAUCAAAUGUACUAUUUAUUAUUAAAUGUAUUGGUAAUUGUAGCUUGUUUAAGCCAAUGUUUGCGUUAGAUUGUUGUUAUUAAUAUAAUAGCAGCUGUAGAUUAAACAAAAUACUAUGAAACGUUUUUAAGUUCGAGUAAUUUGCGCAAGUGCAAAAAUAUAUUUUAAACACGCUUCAAUAAUGCGUAUAAAGACCCUCUGAAUAUUUAAUUUCAAGCCAAAUAAUUAAAUAUUGCAUUAUAAAAAAAAAAGUUUAUUUGAGUUGCGUUGUAAUAAAUUAAAUUACUUUGGCAAGCCUUAUAUGUUGAGCUUACACAAAACAAAAAAAUACAAAUAUUGGGGAAAAUUAAAAUGAUUUCCAUUUUAAUUUACGCAAAGCCUUUAGAUGUAAUAUAAACCAGUAUGUACGUGCGUGUGAACUGUUACAUACAAAUUAAACGAAUCUCAAUGUGUGUAUGGUAAAAAUAUGAAAAUAAUAUAUAAAAAAAUAAAACAAAUUCUAAGAAAUAUGCUCUGUGAAUGGAAAAUAUGCGAAUUUCCACAUAUUUCAAAAUAUUUUUAACUACCACUUACGUCAUUUAAAUUCAAAACAAAACAGUAAGUGAAUUUUACUAGUUAUCAAAAUGAACACAGUUCGCAAAAGCUUAUUGUUGUUGUGAAUAUCAUUUGCGCUGCCAGUGUUUGUAUUAUUAAACAAAAACAUAUACGGAACAGUAAUUUAUGCUAAAAUCUAUAUAUACCAUAGAUGUACGUGUAUCUAAAACAGUUUUCAUUAGCGUAAAAGUAUUACAUUUUACACAUCGUAAAGAAAAAAAUAUAUAUAUACAAACACAAAUUUGUAAAUUAAAUAUCGAAUUGCUGUACACAAGUAAAUAAAUUUAGUUAAAGCGUAAUUUAGCUUUUGGUUGCUUGAUUUCUUGAUAGUUGUGAAAAUAGUUUGCAGAAAAAUAUAAUAACAAAUAAAUGUACACUAAACUUCUUUAACUUCCGAUACUACUUAAAUUCAGUUUUAUGUCAAAUAACCUGUAAUGCGCCCAAAAAUAUGCUAUAACUAAAUAUUUAAGGAAAAUUUACACGCCCAUAAAGCGCUCUUCGUCAGUAAAUUUAAAAGGACUCAAUAUUCUAAUUUUCUGUAAGUGUGUAUAACUACUAAUUUUAAUAAAAUAUAACUGGCAUUGACGUAAAAUAUUAAAAAAAAAAACGUAUACAAUAGUAAAUUUACAACUUUGAGUAAUAUUAAUAUCCAAAAUACACUUCUUUUCAAUCGUUUUUUUUUUUUAUUAUAUAAUAUAUUUUUAAUUUUCCUAAUUAAUUACAGCAGUCUUGUAUUGCUGCUGUCCUUAUGGCACUUAUCUAAGCAAACACAAUUCAAUCAAUAAACAUAAAAUAUAUAUGUGUUUUUACAUAAAUAUUAAUUUAACAAAUGAUAUUUUGCUGUAAGGAAAAAAGGUUGAUGCAAUUUAGAUUUAAAUUAACAAUAUUUAUAAUUAAUUUUCGUUUUUUAACACGUCCAUAGUUUGUAAUCACUUAAAGAAGAAAUGCAUUUUUUAUCUUAAUAUAAAUACAUAUAAGUACAUGUAAAAUAUUUGAUUUUAUUUUUUUUUAAAUCAAAAGAGAGAAAAAAUAGAUUAAGCUUGCUAGAAAAUUUGUAAAAAGCUGCUUGAAAUACAAAUAAACGUAAAUGCAACAAACUUUUUACCGUUAAAAUCAAGCAGCAAUAAGUAGCAACUCAAUUCUCAUAUAUACUACAAGCUAAGGUAUGAAAUAGAUUUGGUCAGCAAACUUUUAAUAGGCACUGUGCUCAACUGGUGCUAGCACACGUGUAUACACAACAGCUGAUUGCACUGUGAGAUAAAUAAUUUAAUAAAAAAAAUAGUUCGAUUUUUUUACAAAUAAAAAUUUUACACGUACAAUAUGAAAAAAACAAAAUUACAAAAAAAUUUAUAUAAAUUUUUAUAAAUAAAAUUUUUAAUUUUUAAAUAUGUACGCGUAAGUGUAAUUAAAGAGAAGUAGAACCUUUAAUUAUUUUUUGUUUUUUAAUUUCCUUGUCAUCAACCCAUCCAGUGAUUCAAUUAGAUUCCGUUCUAUCCACACUUAAACUAAUUAAUUAAUUAAAUGUUAAAUUUAUAAUCAUUAUUAUAUUACAUAAAUAUACAUAUAUAAAAUUGACAUAUAGGUACUGCAAUGAAUAAUGAAAUCUUUAAUAAUAAAACACUAAAAAAUAAAAACCGAAAAAUUUGUUUUAAUUUAAAAUAUGCGUAAUUCCAAUCAGUUAUAAUAUAAAUUGGUUAAUUUAUGGGAUCAUUUUUUAAAUUGGUUUUAUAUAUUAGUGUCACGAUGAUUAUUUGUAUAUUUGUAAAUGUACGAGUGUGUUGCAUAGUACAUGACAUUGUGGUAUAUAAUAACUACAUUUUAAUAAAGAUAAUUAACUCAAUUUAAUAAUCAGUUAUUUCAAGUGUAAUGCAUUUAUUUUUUUACAAGAUUUUACAAGAAACAAUUUUGUACCAUUGUUUUGUUCUUCAGACUCUUUUAAUAUUUCUAGACUACGGUUUUUGACCAAUAUUUUACUUAAAAAUGUCAAAAGUCAACAUAAAAUUUCAGUUACAGCCAGGGCUGCAAAUAAUGCAUUAAAAAAUAAUUUAAUUAACAUUUGAAUUAUUUAUUUAUGCGUGGCCCAUUAACCUAUCAGACUAAUCUAACCAAAUAAUUUUGAAAUUUAUAAUCUCAAAUGUCGGAUUGAAAACUAAAAAGAAGAAUUUUUAAGACAUUUUUUUAAUUUACAAAUUUUUGCGUUUGUGUACUUCGUGCUCUACCAUUUUGGUUUUCUUUUUAAAAGCAAGGCAGAUUUUUAAUAACAUAUCAACAUAGUUUAGCUCCUUUUGUCUUAUUUACAUAUAAUAUAUUGAAUUGUUUUAAUUAUAGUGUUUUAGUUAGAAAUAUUUGCUACUUCAAUUUUUAAUUUUAAAAUUUAGUUUCUCAAUUUUUAAUCCAAGAUGUUUAGGAUUAAAAAUUAAAUUUUCAAUUUUUUUUAUUAGUUCAAGUCUAGAAAUAAAAACGAAAUCGAUUUUUUAUUUUUUUUUUUAGAGUUUAACUAUUCAAGCAUAUGACUAGCGGAUUUUUCAAAUUUCAAAUUAAUUUCGAAGAUAUAGGUAUUUUACUGACGCGGCAUCCAAUAUGGUUAUGGUUAAAAGUUUAAAUUUAAAUUUUUAAUAAGAAUCAAAAAAUUUUAUAUAAUAUUUAAUUAAAUAAUCCUCAAUUUAAUUUUUAAUUCUAAAAUUAGAAUAACUUAAUUCUAACUUAAAACUAAAAAUAACUUAAUUCUAAUUUUAGAAUUAAAAAUUAUAAAUAUAAAUAUAAUUUUUUAAUUCAUAAUUUUUAAUUAAAAAACUCUUAAAAUAUUUUUUAAUCCCAAAAUAGAUUUAACAAAAUCUAAUUUUUAUUUCAAAAUGUUUUAAUUCAAAAAUUCGAUUACAAAAUUAAAAGCUUAAAGCGUUGAAUACGAAACCUUUAGACUCAAAACUGAAUAAAUACAAGAAAUCAAUAAAUUCACCUGCACCCUUGCACCCGCAUAACCCAUCGACAAGAAAGUACGCAAACAAUUUAUAAAAUAAAACUAAUACAUACACACUAAAGUAUAUAUCGAUAAUAAUAAUAGCGGUCUGUGAAUGCGAAAUAUAUACAAACAUAAUUAUGUAUUUCUGCUAGCUAUAUAUACAUAUAUAUUAACUUUUUCACAUUAAGAAAAAUAAAUAAAUCAAUAAAAUAAUUAAUGUGGCCGCUUAAAGUGUUUGAAAUGCUAAGCUGUGAUAUAAGGCGUAGCAAAUCAACUGACAAUUAACUUGUCAAAUAAAUAAAUAUUACCUUUCUUAAGAACACACGAGUAAGUAUUUUCAGCAAAUUAAAUAGUCAAACUUGUUUGGGCCCACUUGUGCAUUAUGUGUAACAUUUAUAUACGCCUAAAUAUUUAUUUAAAUCAAAUAAAACGCAACGAUUACCCAAACAAGCGUAAUAAUAAUAAACAUUAAUUAUCAAUUAAAUAAUAAGUACAGCAAUUAUGCCCACAAAUACUAUAUAAUACUUACUGGAAACCAUAAUGUUUUAACACUAAUUGUUUAAUAUAGCUAAUAUUAUUUGAGUAUGACAAAAAAAUAAUUCUAAUAUCUAGUUUCUAACACUGCCGAUUUGCGCAACGCGUACAUCUAAAGUUUUUAGAAAUACUUAAAAUAUAUAGUUCAAUAAUGUUUUAAAAUAUUAUAACAAAAUGUUUAAACAAAGUAAGUAUAAGUUGAAAAAGACCAACAUACUUGUUGUCAUUUUGAAGGCAAACACGCACACAAGUUUAUAUGGACGUGAAAGGUUCUUCUAAAUGAAAAUAUUUUUCAGAACACCAUUGAGACAAUGACGGUAAUGUUGCUUAGUAUAGCAAGGAUUGAAGAAUUUUAA